Messenger RNA from Oryzias melastigma (Indian medaka), 2645 nucleotides. RefSeq names its product BAR_ACAPs and ArfGap_ACAP domain-containing protein. The record is from RefSeq and is a predicted model, not a curated record. Gene Ontology annotation, molecular function: protein binding; GTPase activator activity. Gene Ontology annotation, cellular component: cytoplasm. NCBI's taxonomy places the organism in Eukaryota, Metazoa, Chordata, Actinopteri, Beloniformes, Adrianichthyidae. The transcript has 22 exons. Bases 460 to 2622 code for a protein of 720 amino acids.
AAGUAACGUCCGUGCGUUCGGGGCGCAGUGAGCUGCAGUUCCUCCUCCGCUCCACCUGGGGGCGCCGCGUCUGUUCGCUUGGAUCUGAUCCAAAACAAACCGGAUCUUCAGCGGAAGCUGAGUGUUCACAGCAGCGGCUGCAGAGACAGCUGUCAGCCCCGAAAACGACCCGAACCCGCGCGCCACCGAACCCAAUCGACGUACCGGGCACGCGGGGCACGCGCAUGCACCUCAGAGAGAACCGGAUGUUCGAGCGCGGCGAUAGUUUGGCUUUUUUUUCUACCUUUCUCAGCUGUUUGUUCUGUCCGGACGGAGCCCGGUUCGGUUCUGUGUUUGGUGGGGCAGACAUGGGCCGUCAGAGAACCGUGAGGACCGAGCGGACCGGCUAACGGUCCGGAUGAAGAGGUUUGAAUAAACUUUAUUAACAGGUGGGAGCGGUGACAGUCAGAGGCUGACGUCAUGGACACCCUGCUGGACUUUGAGGAGUGCGUCAGAGACUCCCCGGAGUUCAGACUGGCGCUGGACCAGUUCGAGGCGGACGUUUCUCUGGUGGAGGCACAGCUGCAAAAGGUGAUGAAGCUGAGCGGGAAGAUGGUGGAGGCGGGACAAACUUACAAAGCAGCCAAUCAGCUGUUCCUGAGCGGGCUGGCCGAGCUGUCCACCAACCACCGACGAGAGGGCGUGGUCACGAGCUGCCUGGACCAGUUCCAGCAGGGCCUGCAGGAGGCGCUCAGCUUCCACUCCAUGUUGUUGGAUCAGACGCAGAGAGCCAUCGGCCAGCAGCUGAGCAGCCUCUGCUCGCAGUUCCUGCCACAGCUGGCAGAAACUAGGAAGGAGUUUGUCCGGAUCGGAGAGAACCUGGAAACGGCGGUGCUGAAGAACGCUCAGGUGUCACGGCACAAAGCGUCCGACGCCGAGCGGACCAGCCACCUGCUCCUCGCCACGCGCAAAUGUUACCAGCACUUUGCUCUGGACUACUGUCUGCAGCUCAACACCUUCAGGAUUCAGCACAAGGUGGACAUCUUGAACUCGGUGUUCUCCUUCGUCCAGGCUCAGUUCACCUUCUUCCACCAGGGCUUCGACCUGCUCAGAGAUCUGGAGCCCACCAUGAAGACCAUGGCUAUGCAGCUGUCACAGCUAUCGGCCGACUGUUCCACUAAGAAGAAGGAGCUGGAGAACCAGCACCUCCUGGUGCAGCAGAGGGACGCCUCAGGAGAGCCGAUGGUCAGCCCACGGCCCGACAGCGACCACGUCCUGCAGGGUUACCUGUUCAAACGCUCCAGGAGGAGACCCAAGACCUGGAAGAGGUGCUGGUUCACCAUCAGAGACAAUCAGCUCAUCUACAGGAGGAGCCACAAGGAGGAGCCGGCGGUUCUCUUCGAGGAUCUGCGUCUGUGCGCCGUCAAGCCGCUGGAGCACGCCGACCGCCGUUUCUGCUUCGAGCUGCUCUCCGUCCAGAGGUGCUGUGCGCUGCAGGCUGACUCGGAGCAGCUGAAGCGGGCGUGGCUCGCCGCCCUGCAGGGCAGCAUCGACCUCGCCUACAGACGGGGGGGCGGCGAUGUGGCCCCCACCCAGCAGGUCAAAGAAGCCCCUCCCCUCCUGUGGGGGGGGGAUGCUUCGCCCGCCCCCCCUCCCCUUCGGCAGGCGGUGCUGGGCGUGGCCCUGGAGGGCCCCGGGAACAAGCAGUGCUGUGACUGCAGGGAGGCGGAGCCUCGUUGGGCCUCCGUCAACCUGGGAGUGACCAUGUGCAUAGAGUGCUCUGGAAUCCACAGGAGUCUCGGGGUCCACCUGUCCAAGGUGCGCUCCCUCACUCUGGACUCGUGGGAGGCGGAGCAGCUGAAGCUGCUGUGCAUUCUGGGAAAUGAAGUCAUGAACCGGAUCUACGAGGCUCGGUGCUCAGAACAGCAGAGUCUCCGACCCGGACCCGGCAGUCCCCGAUCGGAGAAGGAGGCGUGGAUCCGAGAGAAGUACGUGGAGAAGAGGUUCGUGCUGCACGGCGGCUCAGACGGCGCCGAGACUCAGAGGGACGAGGCGGGGCGCCGUCUGUAUCGGGCCUCUGUGGAGGGAGACCUGGUUGCCAUGGCGACAGCACUGGCACAGGGGGCAGAGGUUAACGGGAGCAUCUCUGAGGAGGAGGGCAGAACGCCACUGAUAGGAGCUGCUGUCGGGGGGUCGCUGCUGGCCUGUGAGUUUCUGCUUCAGAACGGAGCCAACGUGAACCACAGAGACCUGCGGGGGCGUGGCGCUCUGCACACCGCCGCCACCGCUGGACACACCGGGCAGGUGUGUCUGCUGCUGAAAAGGGGGGCCAAUCAGUAUGCCGUGGACGAGCGGGGGCAGGAUCCGCUGGCCAUCGCCGUGGAAACAGCUCACGCUGACAUCGUGACGCUGCUGCGCAUGGCCCGGAUGAACGAGGAGAUGAGGGACUCGGAGGGAGUCUUCGGCGCCGCCGGAGACGACGAGACGUUCCAGGACAUCAUCAGAGACUUCAGCGACAUGGCGUCUCACGACCCGGAGAGGCUCAGCAGACGACACCUCAGCCGGGGGGGCGAGGAGGAGGCGGAGCAGGAAGGAGGAGGAGGAGCCAACUGCAAGCUCAGUGUUCAGAAGAGCUUUGACUGACAGAGACCGGCGGGUUACCAUGG